Molecule: messenger RNA, 1395 nt
Organism: Jaculus jaculus (lesser Egyptian jerboa)
Lineage: Eukaryota; Metazoa; Chordata; Mammalia; Rodentia; Dipodidae
Gene: Onecut1
Product: one cut homeobox 1
Exons: 2
Coding region: 1-1395 (464 amino acids)
Biological process (GO): regulation of transcription by RNA polymerase II
Cellular component (GO): nucleus
Molecular function (GO): RNA polymerase II cis-regulatory region sequence-specific DNA binding; DNA-binding transcription factor activity, RNA polymerase II-specific
Source: RefSeq, a predicted model, not a curated record
AUGAACGCGCAGCUGACCUUGGAGGCGAUCGGCGAGCUGCACGGGGUGAGCCAUGAGCCGGUGCCCGCCCCCGCUGACCUGCUGGGCGGCAGCCCCCACGCUCGCAGCUCCGUGGCGCACCGCGGUAGCCACCUGCCUCCCGCGCACCCGCGCUCCAUGGGCAUGGCGUCCCUGCUGGACGGCGGCGGCGGAGGCAGCGAAUACCACCACCACCACCGAGCCCCUGAGCACAGCCUGGCUGGCCCCCUGCACCCCACUAUGACCAUGGCCUGUGAGACUCCCCCAGGUAUGAGCAUGCCCACCACCUACACCACCUUAACCCCUCUGCAGCCGCUGCCGCCCAUCUCCACCGUGUCUGACAAGUUCCCCCACCACCACCACCACCACCAUCACCACCACCACCCGCACCACCACCAGCGCCUGGCCGGCAACGUGAGCGGUAGCUUCACACUCAUGCGGGAUGAGCGCGGGCUGGCCUCCAUGAAUAAUCUUUAUACCCCCUACCACAAGGACGUGGCUGGCAUGGGCCAGAGCCUCUCGCCCCUCUCUGGCUCGGGUCUGGGCGGCAUCCACAACUCCCAGCAAGGGCUUCCCCACUAUGCCCACCCCGGCGCGGCCAUGCCCACCGACAAGAUGCUCACCCCUAAUGGCUUUGAAGCCCACCACCCAGCCAUGCUUGGCCGCCACGGUGAGCAGCACCUCACGCCCACUUCGGCCGGCAUGGUGCCCAUCAACGGCCUUGCUCCUCACCACCCCCACGCACACCUGAACGCCCAGGGUCACGGGCAGCUCCUGACUCCGGCGCGGGAACCCAACCCUUCGGUGACCGGCGCCCAGGUCAGCAAUGGAAGUAAUUCGGGGCAAAUGGAAGAGAUCAAUACCAAAGAGGUAGCGCAGCGUAUCACCACCGAGCUCAAGCGUUACAGCAUCCCGCAGGCCAUCUUCGCGCAGAGGGUGCUUUGCCGCUCCCAGGGGACCCUCUCGGACCUGCUGCGCAACCCCAAACCCUGGAGCAAACUCAAGUCGGGCCGGGAGACCUUCCGGAGGAUGUGGAAGUGGCUGCAGGAGCCGGAGUUCCAGCGCAUGUCCGCGCUCCGCUUAGCAGCAUGCAAACGGAAAGAACAAGAACAUGGGAAGGAUAGAGGCAACACCCCCAAAAAGCCCAGGCUGGUCUUCACAGAUGUCCAGCGUCGAACUCUACAUGCAAUAUUCAAGGAAAAUAAGCGUCCGUCCAAAGAAUUGCAGAUCACCAUCUCCCAGCAGCUGGGUCUGGAGCUGAGCACGGUGAGCAACUUCUUCAUGAACGCCCGGCGGCGCAGCCUGGACAAGUGGCAGGACGAGGGCAGCUCCGGCUCAGGCCACUCGUCUUCAUCAAGCACUUGCACCAAAGCAUGA